AUGGUCAUAAGAAAACCAUUUUGAUAUCUAAUUAUUUUGAAUUCCCCAAGAAAAAAUUCUAGAAAUUUCAGGUGGAAGAAAGAUAGCAGUACCCCUAUUUCGCCGCCAAAAUGUAAGUUUUUUUUCAAAAUUAAAAAAAAAUGAAAAGUUUGGAAAAUAACUGAAUUUUCAUUUGAAGUUUGAGUUUUCGACAAAAAUCGAGGUUUUUCUGGAAAAUUCAAAAUUAUUUAUAAAAUUUAAUUCGAAAUUCUAUUAAAAAUGAAAAAUCCGAUUUUUUCGGUCCUUCAUAUUUUUCACUGUUUCAAAAUUCUUUUCAAAAAAAAUUCAAAAUUCAAAAAGCUUCGAAAAAGGCCAAAAUAAUUGUUGAAUCGUUUUGAAAAUUUGAAUUCAGGUUUCAUGCCCGGAAAAAAACUUCCUGAAAAUUUAGAAAUGUUUUUUUGUUGCAGGCAUGGUUUUCAAAUUGGUGGUCGAAUGAACGAUGAUAUGAUCGAACCAACAUUCAAUUUACGUCUAAUAGAAGCAGUCAAACAUAGCAGAUGUCUUUUUGAUUCAACAGAUCGACAAUAUCGAAAUACGGAAUAUAAAAAUAAAGUAUGGAAUCGACUUGUUACUGUGUUGUGUUAUGAAGGAGAUCCGCGAAUGUUGGCUUCGAGAUGGAAACAAUUACGAGAUAAAUAUGGAAAAGAAAAGAGGAAACAGAAAUAUAGUCAUGAGAAAUCGGCUUGGCAAUAUUUUAAACAUCUCAGUUUUCUUGAUCCACAUAUGACUGAUCGAACUGAUGUUUCGCCAUCGAGAAAAGAACCACAUGAUGUUGUAAGUUGAGAUAGGGAAAGAAAAAUGUUUUGAACAGGGGAAAAUUGAGAAUUGUUUGGUUCGGAAGAAUCUGGGAAAUUAGUUAUGACGUGGCAAAAACAUUUUGUCCAAAAAUCGUAAAUUUUCCAAUUUGAUAAAAUUUCUUCAAAAUGUAUUUUUCCAACUUUAUUUCAUUUUUUUUAACGUAAAAAGAGAGCCAAGAAAUUCAAACAUCAAUUUCCCCAAGGUUUGUAAUUUUAACAAAUUUCUACUGUUUCAAAAUAUUCAUAACUUUUUUUUCGAAAUUUCAAGUUUUGCUACGUCUCUGUUCCAUGAGAACUAAACUUUUUUGCCAAAUUUUGCUUGAACUUGGAAUCUACCCGGAAUAAAAAAAUCGGUUCAAAUUUUCCAAAUUCCUUAUUUUUCAGCAUUUGGCAGUUACUGAUCCAAUGUUUGCUCCUCGAUUAAUCGAACAAGUUCAUCAACAUCCAUGUCUUUACGAUGUUCGAGAUGCAAAAUAUCGACACGCUGAUUGGAGACAUCAAGCAUGGACAUCAAUAAUUGAAACACUUCAAUAUCCAAGUGGAAUACCAUCAAUAUAUAAACAAUGGAAAAAGUUUCGAGAUCGAUAUGUUCGAGAAAAACGACGAUUAAAACAUCAAGCAGAUCUUGGAAUUGUUGAAGUAUCAACAUGGGAAUAUUAUGAUCAAUUAAUGUGGAUGGAUCCAUUUUUAGAUGAUCGAGCUGCGGGUGCAAGAUCGUUGAAAAGAGGAGGAAAUGGUGGAAAUGGAGGAGGACAUGAUGAUUUAUCCGAAUAUGGAGAUUAUGAUGAUGAGUAAGUCAUUUUGGGAGAUGAAUAGAAAAUGUUUUGUUCAGGAAUUUUUUUCACCAAAAAUUUUAUCCUCUAAUUUUUGGUUCUGAAAUAGCUUGAGCUCAAAAAAAUUUCCCCAGCCCUUGACAUUUUUUUUCGAAAUUUGAUAUGCAGACUUUUCUUCUCUAACCUAUCUAUAAAACCCUUGAGAAAUAAUUUCAGACAACUAAUUUUUCUCUCUGAAACGAGUUUUUCCCGAAGAAAAUAAAAUUGAAACGUUAUCAAAUAUGACUUUUCGCCCAUUAUUUGCUUUUUGAUUUUUUAUGGGCAAAAAUAUUUUGAGAAGGUUUUUAACAUUUGGGAAACUUAAAACAAUCUUCCCUAACUCUUUACAACAAUAAUUUUUGCAGUAUGCAUUUCAUGAUGAUGGAAAAACGUGGAGCCGGCGCUGGAAGUGGAGAUGUUUUAUUGGAUGGCGAUUCGGCAUUUUCAGCAUCAAUAGUUUCAGAUCUUCGAACUCUUCCAGAACACGCUCGAGCACACGCAAAACAACAAAUCGAGAUUCUUCUUGAAUCGGGAACAAAAAUGGGUUAUAUGUAA
This is a messenger RNA of Caenorhabditis angaria, 2203 nucleotides long. NCBI's taxonomy places the organism in Eukaryota, Metazoa, Nematoda, Chromadorea, Rhabditida, Rhabditidae. The record is from the annotation of a GenBank genome assembly.